Messenger RNA from Cryptomeria japonica (Japanese cedar), 2949 nucleotides. RefSeq names its product leucine-rich repeat receptor protein kinase EMS1. The transcript has a single exon. Gene Ontology annotation, molecular function: protein binding. The coding region runs from base 1 to 2949 and encodes 982 amino acids. Lineage: Eukaryota; Viridiplantae; Streptophyta; Pinopsida; Cupressales; Cupressaceae. The record is from RefSeq and is a predicted model, not a curated record.
AUGCUGCUUCGGAAGGACAUUGCCCCAGAACAAAAAAGGAGAAAGAUAAUUAUGUCUCGCAUGAAAGGUUUGGAUAUCCUCCUCUACCAUUUUAUGUUUUUUAACUUUUUAUCUCAUGGUCUCCAUGGAUGUCCUCCCCAAGAAUUGAAAGCUCUUUUGACUAUAAGGAAUACUAUAAGCGACUCCAGUGGAGAGCUUAACUCCUGGGAGGGAAAUGAUUGUUGUACAUGGAGAGGUGUCCAUUGUGAUAAAGUGGAGAUGGGCAAGCCGGUCUACAAGUUGGAUAUCCGUGGGUUUGGGCUUUCCGGAAAUAUGAGUUCAAGCUUGCUUGAACUGAAACAUCUCAAGCAUUUGGAUUUGGGGGGUAAUAAUUUGAGUUGGGUAAGUCCGAUGCCUGCAGGCUUGGGUUCUUUAACAAACAUAACAUAUCUUUCCUUGAAUGGGUUAAGUCUGCAGGGCUCUAAAAUAAGCCCAGUUAUCGGAAGUCUCACAAAGCUUAACCAUCUGGAGCUGUCCAAUUGUGGUCUGCAAGGUUUUACUGUGCUUAAUUUUUUGGUCAAUUUUCUUUCCCUACGUUUUCUGGACCUAAGUCGCAAUGUAGUGUCUGGAUCAAUACCUAGUUGGGUAGGAAAUAUGAGCAAGUUAGCCUCACUCGAUCUCAGUUACAACCAUUUGAAUGGUUCUAUACCUAGUUGUCUGGGAAAUAUGAACAAAUUAGCCUCACUCGAUCUCAGUGACAACCGUUUGAAUGGUUCUAUACCUGCUGGCUUAACAAAACUUCAUUUCCUCACAUACCUUGACCUUUCCCUGAACAAAAUCGAUGGAAUCAUUCCCAAGACUCUUGGAAAUCUCAUCAAUCUUGAAUAUUUAGACCUUUCCAACAACAUUUUGAGAGGUAAUAUACCUUCUCUAGCCCAUAUGAAUACUAAUGCUGGAAGUCUUUCCUAUUUAGACCUUGGAUGCAACCAAUUAGAAGGCAUAAUACCACCUAGCUUGGGUUUCCUUAUAAAUCUUUAUUACAUAGAUCUUAGUUGCAACAAUCUUAGCGGUGAAAUCCCUCCCUCUGUUGGAAAUCUCUCUGCUCUUGUCAGCUUAGGAUUACGAGAUAAUCAUUUGAGUGGAAGCCUUCCCCUGUCAUUUUCUCAUCUGUCUUCCCUCACGUGUCUCGAUGUGAGAAACAAUGUGUGGAAUGGAACUUUUGAUCCUUCACUUAAGUUACCGUCCUCUCUUCAGACUUUAGUCCUUACAAAUAACAGCAUGGUCGGAAUAAUUUCAGAAGUUCAGUUUCAGAACACUUUCAAGUUAGAAGCACUUGGUUUGAGUGACAACAGAUUGAGUUUAAACUUUAGCUCAACCUGGAUCCCCCCAUUCCAGCUUUUAGAGCUAUCUUUGAGAAGAUGUAAAAUUGGAGGCCCAAUCCCAAGUUGGAUUUCAACGCAAUAUUGGCUUCGCACGUUGGACCUGUCAGAAACCGAACUUGUAGGAAGUCUUCCUUCUUGGCUAUGGAGUUUUUCAUCAGACUUGACAGUUCUAAUCCUGUCGUAUAAUCAUUUGGAAGGUCCUUUCUCUCCUACUUUUGUUAGGAUAGAGCUAUUGGAUCUCUCUAGCAAUGAGUUGAGUGGGCAUCUGUUGACAAAUAUUGAUGAUUGUUUCUUGUAUGUAAGAAGUUUGUACCUUGAAGACAACAAACUGGAAGGGAAAAUCCCAGCUUCAUUGGGCAACUUAAGUUCUCUGUAUUCGCUGGACUUGUCAGGGAACUUGUUCACAGGCAGUAUCCCUGCUAGUUUGGGUGAUUUGGAUUCUCUAGAGGUGCUGAAUUUGGGAAACAAUCAUUUGAAUGGAGAGAUUCCUGGCAACCUUGGCAGUCUGUCAAUGCUCCUCAUAUUCAAUAUUGCAAAUAAUCAUUUGAAGGGUAAGAUCCCUGAUGAGCUGGGUAAUAUGACACACCUUUACUCUUUCCGCAUCCAAAUGAACAAUGUACAAGGGCUUCUUCCGCUUUCUCUAACAAAACUUUCAAAUUUACAAGUUCUGGAUAUGGGAGAAAACAAUUUGGCAGGGGACAUGCCAGAUUGGAUUGCUAAUUUAUCAAGUCUGCGAGUUCUGGGGAUGAGACAGAACAAAUUCGAGGGCGAACUCCCUCCGCAGAUCGGUAAAAUGCCUUGGAUUCAGAUCGUAGACCUUUCUUCAAAUCUGUUGUGUGGUGAAAUCCCGGAAAGCUACUUCAACUUUUCAGCCAUGAAAAAUGAACAGCAAAUAGACUUCCAGAUUGCAGUUGGAGAAGAUUCCUAUGCGCAAGACAAGUAUUACAAGGAUGAUUUAUAUAUAAGUUUCAAGGGCAAAGACAGGCACAUUGAAUACAUUGUUUCUAGCUUCACAUGCGUUGAUUUGUCACAGAACAGAUUAAGGGGCCAUCUUCCACCUGCAAUUGGAAAUCUUCAAGGCUUGAUGUUUCUCAAUCUCUCCAGGAACACUCUCAGCGGACCAAUUCCAGACACUCUGGGAAAUUUAAGUCAGUUGGAAUCCCUGGACCUUUCUCUGAACAAUUUUACAGGACAGAUUCCAUUCCAGAUUGGUCUUUUAGAUUAUUUGGGAUAUUUGAAUCUUUCUUACAACAAUCUCUCGGGAAGGAUACCAUUAGAAGGACGUCAUAUGGAUACAUUUGACAAUUCAUCAUUCUUAGGAAAUCCAAAUUUGUGGGGAUGCCCUCUCGAAAGGAAGUGUUCUCACCCUCAUCCAAAACUCUCUUCUCCUCCCAUCAUGGAUGUUAAGAAAGAGAAAGAAAAAGCAUUUCAAUGGUAUGAGAUGAGUGUUGGACUGUCAGUUGGAAUGGGAUUUUCUACUGUGGUGAUGGUGCUUGCAUUAAACGAGAGCUGGAGGAAUAAAUGCUUUGAACUGAUGGACACCGCUGUAGCAUUUCUCUUUACGAAGCUUUUCAAUCGGCGAAGGUAA